UUUCAUCCCACUGUUUGAGUACCGUACCGGUACUGAAAUUGUGCAUCUUUGUUUUAAUAACAAACUAAUUCUGAUAUUACACACUUCACAAGUCUGCAUGUGGAACAGCAUUGUAGAAUUUGGAAGGCGUUCAAUAUACAGAUAUAAUGAUCAAUAGUUAUCCCUUCUUUCUAAGACUCCUGGUAGUACUGUAGUAAUAGGUAGUAGUAGCAUACUUUGUAUAGCACACCAUCCUGCCAUCAAAAUUCCAAAAUGCGACCAAUAUCUCGUGGAGCGUUAAUUGUUGUUGAAGGUAUCGACAGAACUGGAAAAUCAACACAAUGCGAUCUUCUGGUAAAAUCGCUGCAAAAACGAGGCCAAUCAGCGAAGCUAAUGAAAUUUCCAGACCGGUCGACAACCAUUGGUAAAAUGAUUGAUUCCUAUUUGAAAAAAGGAUGCGAUCUUGAUGACCAUGCUAUACAUUUAUUAUUCUCCGCUAAUCGCUGGGAAGCAAAUGAGACUAUGAAAAAGGAUCUUCUCAAUGGUACAACGCUUGUCAUUGAUCGUUAUGCUUUUUCUGGAGUUGCUUACAGCUCAGCGAAAAAAGGAAUGGAUAUAGAAUGGUGUAAAAAAUCUGACGUUGGAUUACCAGAACCAGACGUCGUCAUGUUUCUAAAUCUUAAAGCAGAGGAAGCCCAACGUCGUUCUGGAUUUGGAGAAGAACGUUAUGAAAAAAAAGAUUUUCAAAAACAGGUUGUGGAUAAUUUUAUGGCGCUUAGUAAUGCAGGAGGUCGCUGGGUGCACGUUGACGCUGGCGGCACAAUUGAGGAUGUUAGUAACACAAUGACUGAAAUUGCCCAAAAAACAAUUGAUCAGGCUAAAAAUUCAGAAAUCAAGAAAUUAUGGGUUUAAUAAGUAAUAUUUUAGUGUUUUUUUUUUCAUAAAAUUGUGUUUGAUGGCAAUUAUUGAAGCUGCGUAACAAUAUGUCGCAUUUAUCGACAACCAUUGUGAAGUGCUAAUUUGCUAUAGUGCCAUGUCCAAUGUUGUCAUUGAGAUUCACAUUUCACACAGGUGUUAAAAAAAAUUCAAAUGCAUGGUAUAUAUGGCUGAUUAGGGUUGCUGUUUCAAACUACUGAACUAUUUCUUUUUUUAUUAUUUCAUCUGGCCGAAGUCAGAUGUCUUCAGACAAGCAAUUUAUAACAAGUUUUUACAACCUCCUCACAUAAUGUUUGAUUGUACCCAAAGUGCCAUGUUUGGGCUUACUAGUUCAUGUUAUAUGAAUAGACUUAAUAUCUUUCAUUCCUUACUACAAGAUUUAAAUAAUGUUAAAUAAAUGGUAAAAUUAUAUCACAAAAAUUGUCAAAAAAACUAAACAUAAAAUUCCAAUUUGUAGUUUUCACUGAAUGGCCACGAAGACAACAGUGACAACUUCUCUUAGUAAGCACUUACAAAUGAUCAUUAUUUUUAUGAUUUUCUUCAAUUUUUCUCCUCUGCAACUACCGAGAACAUUUUUUUUAAAUUAGCUACAUCCAUGCCACCCUGACGGUGAUAACGGAUAGAAAUGCUCUUUCGGAUAAGUUUAUUUCUAUUAAAGAAUUUAUUCAUUAGAUCAUUGUUAGAAUUGUAACAAUCAUGAUCCAUUCAAUUAAUACAUUGUAAUCUCAGAAUUCAGAUUUUCUUCCCUGGAUUUAAAUAACAUACGGAGUAAAGGGGAGACUCCAAACUUCGAGUCUUUUAAAAGAGUCUCGUCCUCUUAUUGACAAAAAUUGACUCAAAGUUGAAGGAUUUCUAUUCGUACUUUAGUUCUAAAUUUGAAGAAAACCUGCUGUAAUUUUGCUAACAAAAUAUUUAUUAGCAAUUGAAAGCCUUCUGUUGAGAAUGCAUAGUUACCUCGAACCUUUUUUAAUUAUUGUUGAAACUUAUCGACGAACAAAUUGUCACAGAAUAGGUCAGAUUGGUCAAAAUAGGGACAAAUAACUGUUUAUGUAUCAUUUUUGUGUAAUUCUUGUAUGUGUCUGCUUGUUUAUACAAUUUAGAA
Molecule: messenger RNA, 2017 nt
Organism: Styela clava
Lineage: Eukaryota; Metazoa; Chordata; Ascidiacea; Stolidobranchia; Styelidae
Product: thymidylate kinase-like
Biological process (GO): dUDP biosynthetic process; dTDP biosynthetic process; dTTP biosynthetic process
Cellular component (GO): cytosol; nucleus; mitochondrion
Molecular function (GO): dTMP kinase activity; ATP binding; nucleoside diphosphate kinase activity
Source: RefSeq, a predicted model, not a curated record